AUGGUUCCCAGACAGCGUGUCGUCUCUGGCCGUCAGCAGAAGAGCUUCUUCAGCACUGCCUAUGACGAAGUCACCCACCCCGAGAAUGCUACCAUUGUGAGAAGCGUUCUGGUCUUCGGCGCCGGCGUCGCUUUCCUCUACAGCAGCCUCAGCGAGCUCCUCCUUCCUCCUAUGUAA
Molecule: messenger RNA, 177 nt
Organism: Aspergillus luchuensis
Lineage: Eukaryota; Fungi; Ascomycota; Eurotiomycetes; Eurotiales; Aspergillaceae
Product: putative TOM core complex subunit Tom6
Exons: 3
Coding region: 1-177 (58 amino acids)
Biological process (GO): protein import into mitochondrial matrix
Cellular component (GO): mitochondrial outer membrane translocase complex
Source: RefSeq, a predicted model, not a curated record